Messenger RNA from Micropterus salmoides (largemouth bass), 3504 nucleotides. It is a transcript of the gene aida, whose product is annotated as axin interactor, dorsalization associated. The coding region runs from base 240 to 1163 and encodes 307 amino acids. Gene Ontology annotation, cellular component: membrane. The record is from RefSeq and is a predicted model, not a curated record. The transcript has 11 exons. Gene Ontology annotation, biological process: determination of ventral identity. Gene Ontology annotation, molecular function: phosphatidylinositol binding. NCBI's taxonomy places the organism in Eukaryota, Metazoa, Chordata, Actinopteri, Centrarchiformes, Centrarchidae.
CCCCGCGUCCCAAAACGCGCGCACCCCAGAAGCUCCAGGCGGGACUUCCUUUCUGUUGCGGAUGCGAUAUUAGGGUGAGCAGGCAGAAAGGGCUUGGUCGGGGUGUCGCUGGUCUCUCUGUGCGCCUCUGGACACCAGAUAACCGGGCUGACGACGCUGCUUGCUGCUGAAGCCUCGUAGAUGAAUCUCCUCCUCGGCUAUGCUGCCCUGAAAGCGCCGCGAGUAUCCGCCCAGCCAACAUGUCUGAUGUCAACAAGACUAUUCAGAAAUGGCACGCCAGUUUUAAGAAAGGCACAGACUUUGACUCGUGGGGACAAUUAGUGGAGGCUAUAGAUGAGUACCAAAUUCUGGCAAGACAACUGCAAAAAGAGGUCCAGUCAUCAAAUUCAUCAGACUUCACAGAAGAGCAGAAGAAAACUUUAGGAAAGAUUGCAACAUGCCUGGAGAUGAGAAGUGGCAGUUUGCAGUGCACACAGUCGAAGGAGGAGUUCAAGUUAGAAGAACUAAAGAAACUGGAAACCAUAAUUCAAAAUAUUCUCACCUACAACAAAGAAUUUCCCUUUGAUGUCCAGCCGGUGCCCUUAAGGAAAAUCCUCGCCCCGGGGGAAGAGGAGAACCUGGAGCUGGAGGAGGAGGAGGAUGCGGUAGCGGGAGCAGGUGCUACAGAAGCUUUCCCGCAGCGAGCCCCUGCUUCGCAAGGUACCUUGUUGCCACGUUUACCAUCAGAGCCUGGGAUGUCACUACUUACAUUAAAGAUUGAAAAGAUCGGGUUGAAGGAUGCCGGACAGUGCAUCGAUCCCUACAUGACCAUUAGUGUCAAAGAUAUGAACGGUGUAGAUUUGAACCCGGUGCAGGACACCCCUGUGGCCACCAGGAAGGAAGAUACCUACAUUCACUUCAGUGUGGACGUAGAGAUCCAGAGACACGUGGAGAAAUUACCAAAAGGAGCAGCUAUCUUCUUUGAAUUCAAGCACUACAAACCUAAAAAGAGGUUUACCAGCACAAAAUGUUUUGCCUUCAUGGAAAUGGACGAGAUCAAACCGGGCCCCAUCGUAAUCGAACUGUACAAGAAGCCCACAGACUUCAAGAGGAAGAAACUGCAGCUUUUAACAAAGAAACAACUCUAUCUGCAUCUUCAUCAGACACUACACAAGGACAGCUAAGUGAUAGCACACCUUGAACUUUGAAUCACCAUCUUAUGAUAUUUUCUCUUACAUCCACAUCCAGCAAAAUGUGGUGUUCCACCUCAUCACAUCCAGCAAUCACCCCCCAUGAGUAUAUCAAAAAGUAAAGGGAACUGACUCACAUCAGCUCAGACCGCACAUCACUUUUGCAGUUUUGUAUUUUUUGAUAUUGUUGUCAAAUUCUGUCCCAAAACUCACAAACACUUAAACCACUUAAUUUUUAGUCUUCCUUAGCUCACUGACUUGGGGAAACAGGGGACCGACACAAUGUGAAUUAUUACAGGUGCACAAUUUGAGUCUUACAGUUUGACUCGCUACUAUCUGUAGCGGUUGGACUCUCAAGUGAAAUUUAGCAAAACAUUAUAAGCAACUGAAGUUCCCAAUAAAUGCACUAUGUUGGUACUUUCAUCGCAGAGUUUGCAAAGCUAUUCCCUGGAUAAAAAACACACGAACAGCAACACUGUUUGCUCCGUCAAGCUAUUAAAAUGUUAUUACGUCAGUCAUAGUCGGAGUGUAGCAUAAUUAUAGACUUUUAUAGUGUUUAAUUAUCAAUUAAAUCAAUGGAUUUGAAAAAGCUAUUACAAAGUGGUUAUUUAAUUUUAAAAAGUCAACGGUAAAAAGAUUAAAUUUACCUAUUAAUAUAUUUUGUUAUGUGCAAAAAAAAUAUAUAACUGAAUUGCAAAAUGUAAUUACAAAAUUGAUUUCUAAAAAGGCUGUUAAAUUAAACUUUGUUAAUACAUUAACUAAAAUCCUGCUAAGCAUAAACACUACUGUCCUGUUUUCGGCUUUUAACAUUUACAGUUUCCAUUUUAUGCUUUCUUUAUAUUGACCUGCAUUAACAGAUUUGUUUGGGCACUUGGGGCAGCGGAUACAAGCUGUAAACACAACCCUGACAUAUCAUCAUGUUUUAAGUUGAUGAAGGGUUGGUGAACUUCCUAUUUACACAUCCAGCACACAUGGAGCAGCAUUAGCAAUUAUUUGGAAUCGUGUAUGAAUGUAAGUUCAAUGUUUACUCAAUUUUAGCUCUGUUGUGUUCUCACCAGAAUCUGAAGGGAAAUAUCUGGCUCUUUAGCUGCUAAAUGCUCCAUUAUGUUUACCAGCUAGUAACCGCUAACUUUAUCUGCUGAUUGGUGCUGGAUAACAGUGUGACUGGAAACAAGGUUAUGCGUUGGGUCAACUAAAACAGCAAAAUCAAAACGAUGUGUUAAGACCCUAAAACUCUCAGUAGAGCUGAACUGUAGUUCCAUGUUGGUUUGUCACUAUGAGCGACAGCUUUCACAUUACAUGUUGUUAUUUGACUAAUAUAAAAAUAUUAGUGCAGCUUUAAUUUAAGGCAGGAAGCCCUCUGAUUGGCAGGCUUUUUUGACAUCUUAAAUUAAAUUUGUCUUUAAAUAAAGCUAUCAAAGUGGAAACUGUAAAGUAAGUGUGUGUGUGUGUGUGCACAAUUAUAUGUUAAAUAUACAAUAGGUUUAUUCUUUUAAGUUGUGUUGGCUUUGUCAAAAUAUUUCACAAGUUUGAUUUAAAGGCCAGAUUUCUAUAUUACCUUGUCCUCUAAAUGUCCCCAUAAUUCCAACAGUCCUCACAUGUCAGCGUUCAAGCUUUAAUAUGAUUGAUAUGCUUAUUUAAACUCUUUCGUACGGUUUUGUAAAUGAAUAAAGAAUAAAUUGAAUGCAUCAUGGUUUGCAUGCAGUGAAUGUGAAACCUGUAUUCAGGAUAACACCAGUUUUCUUUUUCUAAGCAAGCAGAAAUGCAGCAUUUGGAUUAUCCAGAUCUUUAUCACGUGCCAGGAAGUGUUUUCUUUUAAAUCUAGUGUUACUUUGCAGAUUGGGUGUUUUAUGUACAUAGUUACAUUUAACCAGUGCUUACAUGAGACAUCUAGAGGAUGCAUCUUUAUGGACAGCUGAAGGACAGGGAUUGUGCUCUUGGACUGACUUUUUCAAGAUCUUUCUUUCUCUUAAAUUGUUAUUCAGAAAAGCCUUCUACUUUUAUUUUGAAAUUUCCCAUCACCCUGUUAUAAAGGGCUUUUUGUUUUUAAAUGAAGUUGCAUUAACUUUGUUUCCACUGACUUUGCAGAUGUUCUUCACUAAAACAUCUACAGUGUAUUUUUUUAGAUUUUAUUUUUGUAACAUCACAAUAUUCAGGACUGUAAAUUAACUCUAAGAUACACUAACUGAUGAGUAAACAGUAACUGUGUGUCUGUAUGAAGCACUAUGACAUGGUAAGACUGAGACCUGUGGAGUGUUUUAAGUUUGUUGACAGACUGAAGGGAAUUGUAUCAAACAUUUACAAAGCUUUUAAUUUCUAAUAAACUACAAAUGAA